Molecule: messenger RNA, 4294 nt
Organism: Musa acuminata subsp. malaccensis (wild Malaysian banana)
Lineage: Eukaryota; Viridiplantae; Streptophyta; Magnoliopsida; Zingiberales; Musaceae
Molecular function (GO): protein binding
Source: RefSeq, a predicted model, not a curated record
CCCCCCACCCACUGUGGCCGAAAUGGGCUCUGCGUUUGGUCCAACAUAUGUUAGCCCAACUUUAAAACUUCAAAACCAAGGAAGCCGUCCCCCAUUCGCCUCGAGCCCGAGAUCCUGCCUCCGAUCUUCAGUGAUGGCGAUCUCCCACCGAGCCCUUUCUUCCCCGAUCCAAGAUCUAAGGCUGUGAGUUCUACAUCUCGGAUCUGGCGUUCUUUCCCCUCCUUGAUUCAUAGGGCGAGAUCGGUGGGAGAAAGAGGGGGUGAAAGAUGCUCCGGUUGCGCGCCUUCCGCCAGACGAACGGCAAGAUCGUCAAGAUCCAGCUUCACCCGACCCAUCCCUGGCUUGUCACCUCUGACGAUUCCGAUCAUGUCUCCGUCUGGGAUUGGGAACACCGCCAGGUGAUCUAUGAACUGAAGGCAGGCGGCGUCGACGAGCGGCGGUUGGUCGGGACGAAGCUGGAGAAGCUCGCCGAAGGAGAAACUGAGCCAAAAGGAAAACCUACAGAGGCUAUACGUGGAGGAAGUGUGAAGCAAGUUGGUUUCUAUGAUGAUGAUGUGCGAUACUGGCAACACUGGCGCAAUCGUUCUGCAGCUGCUGAAGCCCCAUCUGCUGCCAAUCAGCAUUCCUCUGCUUUUAGUUCACCUGUACCAUCCACUAGAGGAAGACAUUUUCUCGUCAUUUGCUGUGAGAACAAAGCCAUAUUUUUGGAUUUGGUAACUAUGCGAGGCCGUGAUGUUCCUAAACAAGAGCUUGAUAACAGAUCUCUUCUAUGUAUGGAAUUUCUAUCCAGAUCUGCUACUGGCGAUGGCCCACUUGUUGCUUUUGGUGGAUCAGAUGGUGUAAUAAGAGUUCUGUCAAUGAUAACAUGGAAGCUCAUCCGUAGGUAUACUGGUGGCCAUAAAGGAUCGAUCACUUGCUUGAUGACAUUUGUGGCAUCUAGUGGUGAGGCAUUCUUAGUUUCUGGGGCAAGUGAUGGUUUGCUUAUAUUAUGGAGCGCAGACCACAUCCAUGAUUCACGGGAACUUGUGCCCAAGCUUAGUUUAAAGGCACAUGAUGGAGGGGUAGUGGCUGUUGAGCUUUCAAGGGUGAUGGGAAGUGCACCACAACUCAUUACUAUUGGUGCUGAUAAAACUUUAGCUAUAUGGGACACUAUAUCAUUCAAGGAACUUAGGCGAAUAAAACCAGUUCCAAAACUUGCUUGUCACAGUGUGGCAUCUUGGUGCCAUCCCCGAGCCCCAAACCUUGAUAUUCUUACUUGUGUUAAAGAUUCUCAUAUCUGGGCUAUUGAGCAUCCAACUUAUUCGGCUUUGACAAGGCCGUUGUGUGAAUUGUCAUCACUUGUUCCUCCUCAAGUUCUUGCACCUAAUAAGAAACUGAGGGUAUACUGCAUGGUUGCACAUCCAUUGCAACCACACCUUGUGGCUACAGGAACCAACAUUGGUGUUAUUUUAAGUGAGUUUGAUGCACGGGCUCUUCCAGCUGUGACUGCUCUAGCGACACCACCUGGCAGCAGAGAACAUUCUGCUGUUUACGUAGUUGAAAGGGAGCUAAAGUUACUAAACUUUCAGCUGUCCAACACUGCUAAUCCGUCUCUUGGGAGUACUGGGACCAUCUCUGAAACAGGAAGAUCCAGGACGGAAACAGAACAAUUGCUUGUUAAGCAAACAAAGAAGCACAUCAGCACACCUGCUCCACAUGAUUCAUAUUCCAUUCUCUCUGUAAGCAGUUCUGGAAAGUAUGUUGCAAUUGUAUGGCCCGAUAUUCCUUCGUUUUAUGUGUACAAGGCCAGUGAUUGGUCGGUUGUAGAUUCAGGGACCGGGAAGCUUUUUGCUUGGGAUACAUGCCGUGACAGAUAUGCUUUAGUGGAAACUGCUUUGCCUCCUCGAAUACCACUUAUUAAAGGGGGUUCUUCUAAAAAAGCAAAAGAAGCUGCUGCUGCAGCUGCUCAAGCUGCUGCUGCAGCUGCUAGUGCAGCUUCUGCAGCAACUGUGCAAGUGCGUAUUUUGCUGGAUGAUGGGACUUCACAUGUCAUGGCAAGGUCUAUUGAAGGGCGUAGUGAUCCAGUUAUUGGCUUGCAUGGUGGUGCAUUACUUGGUGUCGCAUAUCGAACAUCACGGAGGAUCAGCCCUGUGGCUGCAACUGCCAUUUCAACAAUUCAGUCAAUGCCUUUAUCGGGCUUUGGCAAUAGUGGAGCUAUGUCGUCUUUUGCUGCAGCCGAUGAUCCUUUUUCUUCCAAUAAACCUGCUGCAGAAGCUGCACCACAAAACUUCCAGCUGUACAGUUGGGAGACCUACCAGCCUGUAAGCGGUCUUCUCUCCCAGCCAGAGUGGACUGCAUGGGACCAAACUGUUGAGUAUUGUGCUUUUGCUUACCAUCAGUACAUUAUUAUAUCUUCCUUGCGCCCUCAAUAUAGGUAUCUGGGAGAUGUGGCAAUUUCUUUUGCUACUGGUGCUGUUUGGCAUCGUAGGCAGCUUUUUGUUGCUACACCAACUACAAUCGAGUGUGUGUUUGUAGACGCUGGAGUUGCACCAAUCGAUCUGGAAACCAAGAAAAAAAAAGAGGAAACGAAAGCUCGAGAAACUCAAAGUAGGGUGUUUGCUGAGCAUGGGGAGUUGGCACUCAUCACAGUUGAUAGCCCACAGGUGACCACGAGUGAGAGAAUCUCGCUAAGGCCUCCAAUGCUUCAGGUUGUUCGCUUGGCCUCCUUUCAGCAUGCCCCUUCUAUACCACCAUUCAUAACAUUGCCCAAGCAAUCGAGAGUAGAUGGGGAAGAUGCAGUUCUGCCAAAAGAGAUGGAAGAAAGAAAAGUGAAUGAAGUUGCUGUUGCUGGAGGAGGUGUAUCUGUGGCAGUUACUCGGUUUCCUCCAGAACAGAAACGUCCCAUAGGGCCUCUUAUUCUGGUUGGUGUUAGAGACGGGGUCCUUUGGCUUAUUGACAGGCAUAUGUGUGCACAUGCCUUGUCUCUCAGCCAUCCAGGUAUUCGUUGCCGGUGUCUUGCUGCAUAUGGAGAUGCAGUUAGUGCAGUGAAAUGGGCAACUAGGCUUAGUCGUGAGCAUCAUGAUGAUUUGGCUCAAUUCAUGCUUGGGAUGGGAUAUGCAACUGAAGCUCUUCAUUUGCCAGGAAUAUCCAAGAGGUUAGAGUUUGACUUGGCUAUGCAGAGCAAUGACUUGAAGAGGGCCUUGCAGUGCUUGUUGACGAUGAGCAAUAGCAGGGAUGUUGGUCAAGAAACUACAGCUGCAGAUAUCACUGAGAUUCUUAGUCUAACUGCUGUUAAGCAGGAAAAUCUUGUGGAUGCUGUCCAGGGUAUAGCAAAAUUUGCUAAGGAGUUUUUGGACCUUAUUGAUGCUGCAGAUGCUACAGGACAAGCUGAUAUUGCUCGUGAAGCUCUCAAAAGGUUGGCUGCUGCUGGAUCUGUGAAGGGUGCUUUGAAAGGUCAAGUUUUGAGAGGACUAGCACUACGACUUGCAAAUCAUGGAGAGCUAACCAGACUUUCAGGUUUGAUAAAUAAUCUGAUUGUAGCGGGUCAUGGGCGUGAAGCAGCAUUUUCUGCAGCAGUUUUAGGAGAUAAUGCAUUAAUGGAGAAGGCAUGGCAGGACACUGGGAUGCUUGCAGAGGCUGUACUACAUGCUCAUGCCCAUGGUCGCCCUACACUGAAGAACUUGGUCCAGACGUGGAACAAGAUGCUACAGAAGGAGCUUGAGCACGCACCUUCUGUCAAAACUGAUGCUGCUUCAGCAUUUUUGGCAUCACUUGAGGAUCCAAAGUUUACAAGCCUAGCAGAAGCUGGAAAGAAGCCUCCCAUAGAAAUCCUUCCUCCCGGGAUGGCAUCUCUGUCAGCUCCUCCCAUCACGAUUAACAAAAAGCCACCUGCUUCAGCCGCCACAUCUCAGGGUCCCUCCACCGCAACACAGAGUCCCGAACCCACUCCAGUGCAAAGCGACUUGGCUACAUCGCAGAACACACUGAACACCCAGACAGAUAAGCCACUAAUGUUGGAAGCUCCUCCUCCAGCUGAUCAAUCGAAUGGCACCCCACCAGUUGUGGAGGCAGUGAGCAGCACAAAUGCUUCACCAGAGGUCACCGAGUCACCUCCCCUAGUAGAGGCAGCCUCUUAGGUCCUUUUCCAAUCUUUAUACUAUUUGGUAGUUUCGUGUAUCUUAUUGUCGUUUUUAAUUGCUUAUUUUUUGAAUAUUAACUUCAUUCGUGUAAUGAUUAUACAAGCAGGUUCUUGUUGUUAUUUUUCCCUGCAUAUGUUUGGGUGAUGAGAAUUCGGAUGUCUAAUUUUUAUCUUAAA